Messenger RNA from Pangasianodon hypophthalmus (striped catfish), 1661 nucleotides. Its product is annotated as probable crossover junction endonuclease EME2. The record is from RefSeq and is a predicted model, not a curated record. Bases 113 to 1501 code for a protein of 462 amino acids. Gene Ontology annotation, cellular component: nucleus; Holliday junction resolvase complex. Gene Ontology annotation, biological process: double-strand break repair; resolution of meiotic recombination intermediates; mitotic intra-S DNA damage checkpoint signaling. The transcript is spliced from 8 exons. Gene Ontology annotation, molecular function: nuclease activity; DNA binding. NCBI's taxonomy places the organism in Eukaryota, Metazoa, Chordata, Actinopteri, Siluriformes, Pangasiidae.
AAAUAAAGACAAAGACAGAAAGAAAGACACGCAGCAGGAUUACAGCUCAGGUUUGUCCCUGAUGAGGACCCGUCAUUUUAUGUAAACACUGAGCUGGUGCAUCUUGUUACGCAUGCGCAGUGAGGGGGAGGUGGACAGGUGUGUGUACAGCGCAGGUAAACGCACUGAUAAUGCACCGGGAGACUCCGCGGUUAUUACUCUCACAAUGGCGGAGUUAAAGCGAGCUCACACCUGGGAGAUUUCCGACUCGGAGGCGGAGCAGGAGCCUGGAACUGCCGCGGAGCCGGACAGCGCGCACAGCCGCACACAGAGCGCCCAGAGCCGGCUAGAGCCUCCACCUGCCCCCGCUGUCCGGAGCCCCAGCCCCGGGGCAAGGAGGAGAGGAAACCGGGGGGAGGACAGAGAGGAGAGAGAGAGACAGAAGGAGGAGAGAGAGAGGGAGAGAGAGAGACAGAAGGAGGAGAGAGAGAGACAGAGAGAGAGACAGAAGGAGGAGAGAGAGAGACGGAAGGAGGAGAAGAGACAGGAGCAGAAGAGGAAGAAAGAGGCAGCUGAGAGAGUAAAAAGACUCAAACCUGAGGAGUAUUUAAAGACUGUUACUGUCAACAUCCACCCAGCGUUGCUGCAGGACUCUGGCUGUGACGUGUUGUUGAGCACGCUGGCUGGUUUGGAGUGGAGGAGCCGAAUAGAGGAGCACGACCUCACACACACCGUCAGCUGGAGCAGAACACUGCCUCGUACUGAGGAUGAAGACGGUAGCCUGGUUGAGGAAGAUCAGGUGCUGAUGGUGGUCACUCAGAUGGAGUUCAUGGACAUGAUAAUGUCCAUCAAACAGGCUCUGAUUGGUGGUUGUGAGGAGGCGAAUUCUCUGUUUCAGCCUCUCGGUGAGUAUCUGAACAGAAACACAGGGGCAGUCGUCUCACUGCUGGUGACCGGAGGACAGUACUGUCAACGCAGAGGCUCGUAUGAUGAUGACGAUGAUGAAGACGAGUUGUGUCCACGUUCUCAACUUGGGUUCCAGAACAUUGACAUAGAGCAGGUGCUGGUGUACCUGCAGCUGUACAAGAAUGUGACAGUUCACUUCCUGUUUGGCUGGCAGGAAGUCACAGAUCAUGUGUGUGCUGUUACCAAGGCCUUAUCUAAACGCCCCUUUCGAACACUGCAGGACGUUCCUGAUCUGGGUUUCUGUGUGGACGGCUUGUGGGCAGGGGGAGUGCGUGUUGAUCGUAGUGGGCGGGGCCUCGCUCAGGUGUGGACACGACAGAUACAGCAGCUCAACCGUGUCAGCGUCGCCAUGGCAACAGCUGUGACAAAUGCCUACCCCUCUCCUCAACUCCUUCUGCAGGCCUAUGAGAAAGCAGAAUCAGAAGAAGAGCAGCGUGGAUUAUUGGCCGAUCUCACUGUGAGAGGCGGGGCUAAAGAGAGGCGCAUCGGACCUGAACUGUCAAAUCGUGUGCACCGGCUUAUGACUUCCCAGAAUCCUGAGCUGGUGCUGGACUAGGGAAUUGUGGGAAAUGCAGCUGAAAGAAGAGCUGAUCAGAUUUAAUAUAUAAAUCAUGGACUUGUGGGGACAUGACACGCACACGGAUUACUGUGAAGUUUGAAUUUAUUUUGAUUAACAACUUAAAAAAAUUAAAUUUCACUUAAUGUUCGGUCAUGUA